GGUGCACGGCCGUGCAAUCUUCAGGGCCUGCCCGUGCAGCUCCUCGGCAUGAGGCGCACGGCCAGCUUGCAACCGUGCACGGCCGUGCAGCCUCCCUGGUCUGCCCGUGCAGCUCCCAAAAACCUCGCCAUUCGUCCGUUCUUCGUCCAAUCGACCCCAGACUCGCUCCUAAGCCUUCAUUCACGUACUAGGACCUGAAACAUCACAAACAAGCACAACCUAGCGUGAAAUCGGCCUAAAACACGAGAAUCAACACCUCAAACGGUGUAAGAAUGGGGGUAAAAACAUGUGUAAAUGACGGUCUAUCAAGAGGCAUGAUAGGGUCACUGUUGUACUUAACUGCAAGCAGGCCGGACAUCAUGUUUAGUGUGUGUCUUUGUGCUCGGUUUCAGAGUUCUCCUAGAGAAAGUCAUCUCUCAGCAGUAAAGAGAAUUUUCGGAUACUUAGGAGGAACUGCGUCUCUAGGACUCUGGAACUCUACUCAGUCCAGCUUAGAUCCGGUAGGUUACAGCGAUUCAGACUUCGCAGGUAGUCUUACCGAUAGGAAAACACUUCUGGUGCUUGUCAUUUCCUAGGAUCAUCUCUAGUUUCUUGGUUUAGCAAAAAACAAAACUCUGUAGCCUUGUCUACUGCUGAGGCUGAGUAUGUGGCAGCCGGAUCAUGCUGUACCCAACUGAUCUGGAUAAAGUAUCAAUUGCAUGAUUUUGGUGUUAAGUGUGAUAAUCCCAUGCCAAUUUUGUGUGACAAUACGAGUGCAAUAAACAUCGCCAAGAACCCGAUUCAGCACUCAAGAACUAAACACAUAGACAUCAGGUUUCACUUCAUUAGAGAGUUAGUUCAAGAAAAUAAAAUUUGCUUAGAAUUUAUCCCCUCACAGUUUCAGUGGGCAGACAUUUUUACCAAGCCUUUAGGUACCGAGCAAUUUGCUGUCAUUAGAAGGGAAUUAGGACUAUUUCGGUUUGAGGAUGUGUGCUAGUUCAAACAUUUUUCAAGUCUCACUAUGGAUGCAGAGAAGGUUCCCAUAAGCCCAUGACAAUUUCAGGCAAGUCUCUGCUCUCUUACUCAUCUAAAGGAAACCCGAGUAAGUCUUCUCAAAACCUUCCUUUUUAAAAUUUGACAGCUCUGUGAUUUGAUUCUCUAUCACAUCUCAGUCUUUGGGCAGUAGGUUGAAUUGUUAUGUUAAGUCUGAAUGAUCUUGUGGUAACUUCACUGCCAUCAAUCUUAAUCUUCCUAUUCUUCAUCUAACUGAUUUGAUUCUCAUAAUUACUAUUCAUCCCUUCUGGUCUACACCUUCUUCUAUUUAAACCUUCUUCUCGGAUUCAUUUCUCCUCACCAAUCAACUCUCUUCCAAACAUCCGAUCAAACUCCCUCAAAAUGGCGUUCAACCCCCAGGUCUCUCUCAUCAUUGCUCGUGCCUCUGUUUUCACAAACAAGGUGUGUGAGAAUCCUGAGGAUUACCCUCGCUAUCUGCGUUACUUUUGUCAUAGGCGACUGAUCCCAUCCUAUACCCUAGAGCCUGCCACUUUCUCUAGAUAUCGGCUGAGGGUGGAAGAGCUCAUUCAAGCUCUUGGCUGGAGCUCAGUGAUGGAGCAGCAGCGAUUUACCUAUUGUCCCGAGGCAGUUCGUAUGUUCUAUGCGAGCCUUCGUAGAGACCACAAUCCUCGUCCAGCCUUCUUCUCCUCAACUGUGUAUGGUUUCAGCCAUACUGUCACCGUGGAGUUGUUAUCUCAGACCCUGCAGCUCUCCACUGAAGGAAGAUCACUCAUGAGUGAGCAUGAUUUUUAUCUCUACCUAUUAAACCCGAAAGAUGCCAUCGCUCGGCUUACAUCUGUCAAACCAAGUGACUCGAAUUCCACUAUGCUCUGUCAUCUCACUGAUGAAUUGAUAGUGCUACACUUCUAUAUUACCCGUAUCUUUCUCCCUCGCACUGUCCAUCAGUCUGUGGUCACGCCUCUGGAUCUCUGGAUCAUGUCUAAUGCAGUGUCAAAUCGAAAGCUUAGCCUGCCUCAUCUCAUGUUCCAUCACAUGAUCACUUAUAGUGAUAUCAACAAUGCUGGGUAUCUCCCUUAUGGUCCUCAAAUCACUAGGUAUCUUCGCUGUCUAGGAGCUGAUCUUGAUGACAAAGUUCAGCUUGUCAAUGUUUUGGACACUCUACGAGCUCAGCAUGUACUGCGACGGGUAGACGCUUCAGUUGGCGUUCGCACACCUCGCAAUGGCCAAGGGGGAGUAAAAUCAAAAUCAAAGGACCAAGGAAAGAGGAAGUUGGGAGCUUGGAUUAAGGGGGAGGCUUCGAAGUCGCAGGGAAAAGGCACCCAGAUCGAUUCUCGUCCAAAAACAGCAGGGAAAAGUAUCAAAAUCAGGGCCAAGAUGCCAGAAAAUCCACCCCUGGAGCUUGAGGAACCCGAGGAAGAUCCUGAAGAAGUUAUGGAGGACAACUUCUCUGAAGAAGCUAUCUCGGACUAUGAGUCCGAUCUGGAAUAUGACUUCUAGUCCCCUGCGUUUGAGUGUUGGAGAGGGCACGCUUUUCUUUUAGAAAUUUUUGCUGGGAUAAUGAUUGUGUUUGGUCUGAAUUUUGAACUCUUUUGAGUUUGGAUUGAGUUUUGGUUAACGAUGCUUAUUUAUAAGGUUUGUUAACAAAGCUAUUCUUUUUCUGCUCAAUGUCCUGUCGAAGUAUUCUUGUGUUUGAUUUUGCAGAAGGUGGUCAUUGCUAAGCUGGGGGGGAGAAUGUUGAGAGCAGCUUUGCAAUAGUACUCAGCAAAAUCCACAAGAGCGCAAUCUGGAAAUCAGCUCUCACCUCAAGGGAAUAUCCAAUAGACAACAGCUGGAAGAAGAUAUGGGAAAUCUGUCUCAAACCGUCAACAACACACAUAUGGAAAGAAGAAGAACAGGCAAGGAAAGGAAUUGAUUCUGGUCUAACGGCUAUAGAGACGAGAUGAAUAUAAAUAGAGGUGGAACUUAGUAUGCAGAGCAGACGUUUCAUUGUAAUCAAAUCAGACAGCUGCAAGAGUGUGAGCAAAAGGGUUUGAGUUAAAAGUCAGCACAAGAACGGUGAGGGUUUCUGGGUACUGGUACAAGGGUGUAUCAGGUGGUUUCUAUUAGCAGGAUUGCUGAUAGGUUCAGAUACGCUUCGUCGAUCGAGCAGUGUGCAGAUCGAACGAAAGUGUAGUGUGUAUACUGUAAGUGAGCUUCAAGAUCAAUUUCCUAGUGGAUCGUCAGAAAUCGCAAAAGAGCGAUUCUCUGACCGUGGAUUUGUCGGUGUUAGGUUCAUUAACACCUAACAUCGGAUACCACGUAAAAAUUCCGGUGGGUUGCUUCUUUUCAGUUACUAGCGUGUUCUGCCGAAUUUGUUUUGCUAUGCUCUGCUUUUGCUUCUGGGUUUAAGUUAAGUUGCAGGGGAGGCAGAUCCGACUGGUGGGAGAGGAGUGGAGAAGGUUGGUUUGACAUUAGUGAAACGGUGAGGAUUAGGUUACAGGUAAAGUGGGCUUAUUAGAUUAGGAUACAUAGUUUGGGCCUUAAGUUUAACCCACGACAGAGUAGAAGCCCAUUCUCCUUUGGCCACACCACAAACACGAGAAGGGAAGGAGUUUUCAUUUCUAUUCGAUCAAAACAGUUUCCUUACCAAAGUUCUUCACUUGCUCUGGGCAAAAGUUUCGAAUAGGUUUUUGCAGGAAACAGUUGAAUCAAAGCAAAACAAACAGGGAAGAAGCAGGUGCAUCUCGCGCUCGACGCCACCUAUAGUAUUUGAGUAUAUCUAUACCCGUCCCUUUUUUUAGGAUUACGGGUACUCAAAUACCCAUAUUUUUUUAUGGGAUAGGACUUGGGAUCAAGAAUCGCUACUUUGGAUAUGCGCGGAUUACCCGUUAAUAGCCGUUUGGGUAUUACGAACGGGUACCCGUGAUACCCAUUAUUAGUCCAAAGUUAAAUGAAUCGAGUACAUCAGAAAUAGCAAAGCAGAUAGAGAUUUCCCCUCGUUAUUCAGCAACUUGAAAAUGAAGUGCUCAAAGUAUAAUUGGGUAGCAGAAGAGUCUGAUACCCUCACUCUUACCACAAUCUCUCUCGGCUCUGGUAAUUUCAUGGGGAAAAGCACCAGUAAGAAAAUAACACUUGCUUU
Molecule: messenger RNA, 4111 nt
Organism: Linum trigynum
Lineage: Eukaryota; Viridiplantae; Streptophyta; Magnoliopsida; Malpighiales; Linaceae
Source: the annotation of a GenBank genome assembly